GCCCGCAGCGCCGCCGUUAGAGCCGCGCCCGCCCGCCCCGCCCCGGCGGUGAGCGGGCACCGGGCCCGGCCGAGGCCCGGCGGCGGCGGCGCUGCCGGCCUCACCUCUUCAUGAUCUGUAUCUCCAGCGCCCAGCGGUCGCGGUUGCGGGGGCUCAGCUCCUGCCGGCACUGCUUGAUGGCCACCUGCUCGCCGGUCUCCUGCGGACACAGUGCGGGCUCGGCUGAAAGGCGGGCGCCGGGCCGGGGAAGGGAAGGGAAAAGGGGCGGCCGCCGCUUACCUUGUUGUGCCAGCGAAUAACGUUCCCGAAGCCACCGGUGCCGAGGCGCUCCUUCAUCUCCCAGGGGCCGCAGGUCUGCGCCUGCAGGGCCGGCGGCCGGCUCAUGACGGGGCCGCGCCGCUCCGGCUCCACCGGGCCUGGGCCGCCUCCGCCAGCGCUUCCGGCUCCGGCGCAAGCGCCCGCCCGCCCUUAAAGGAGCCGCGCGGGGCGAAGGGGGAGCUGCCGCCGCCGCUCUCCGGGCCGGGGUCUCGGGGUACAGGGCAGCACCGUGCCGUUUGCCUCCGUCCCCCCGCCCCGUGUUACACCGCGUUCAGAGCCCGCGUCCUCCCGGGGUGCUGCACGGAUGAAAGCGCGGCCCCGGCACGGAGGUGUCCCGUCCCCCCCGGGGGGCGCGGGGCUGUGCCACGCUGCACCCCGAACAUCGAGCAGCCCUGCCGAAAGCCCUCCUGAAGCGGGAUCCAACUAGAGGCUCCUUAGAAGUUCUGCUCAUUGUCCACACUUGGGAGCUCCUCCACGGGACCGUUUUGUCCCCAUGGCAUGUGUCUCUCUGCCAAAGAUUCCCAGUGGAUUGCCAGCACGCUGCGCUCUUGCUUGAAACAGGAGUUUCUCAGCACUACAACUAAGCUACAGAUUGCAGCCCUCUGGUCGUGUUGGAGGUAACACACCUCUCAGUCCCAGGAGCACGAUGGACGUGAGGGAUAUGCGCUGUUCUCCACUCACUGAAGCUCAAGGUGUUCAACGAGGAAGCGUUUAGAAGGCUGAACCCGCUCUCUUAAGUGGGAGAGAGAAAGAACAACGCCGGGUGCUGUAAACCCAACGUCCCCCAGCCCGGCCCCGAGCCCCGAAGCCGCUCCGGGGGGGACGCAGGCUCCUGCCCCUGAGUCUCCACCCCCUGCGCGGGGCUCGGGGCAGGAGCCGCUGGGAGCGCGCAGAGCGGCGGCGGACAGCAGGAACCCGCUGCUCUGCAGAGAGCUCCAUCCCCGGAUCCAGCGGAGAGAAAGCAAGCAAAGACAACUUGAGAUUCGAACGUGAUGUGGAAAACACUCAGAAUGGAAGGCAAACUCCCAUGUUUGCUCCUGCUGGUGGGAGCAAUUGUGGCUGCUCAAUGCCAGGGCUUACACAUGCGUUUCAAACGGGGAGCCAGAUCCAGAGCCAUUUGCACAGAAAAAUCAUCUGGAGAAAUCUACCAGCACAGGGGGACCUGGCUGAGGCUUUCAGGGAGCAGAGUAGAAUACUGUAGGUGCGACAGCGGUUGGAGUCGCUGCCACACUGUGCCUGUCAGAGCCUGCACUAGAAUUAAAUGCUACAACGGGGGCCAAUGUUCACAGGCAUAUUAUUCCCCACAGCUCUUCAUCUGCCAGUGCCACCAAGGUUUCUCUGGGAAGCAGUGUGAAAUAGAUACUAAAGUUAAGUGCUACAAAGAUGCUGGAGUAACAUACAGGGGUACAUGGAGCACGACAGAGAGUGGAACUGAGUGUUUAAAUUGGAACAGCAAUGGCUUGAUGGACAGGAGGUACAGCAGCCGAAGAGAGGAUGCUGCUGAGCUGGGACUGGGCAAUCACAACUAUUGCAGAAACCCAGAUGAGGAUUCCAGACCUUGGUGCUAUAUCUAUAAAGGGGGAAAGUACAUCUGGGAACACUGCAGUGUGCCCUCCUGUUCAAAAGCUGGGAACAUCAACUGCAAAUCUGGAAGAGGCACAGAUUACCGAGGCAGCCACAGUGUUACCAGCUCUGGAGCUACCUGUUUGAGGUGGAAUUCCCGAAUCCUUGUCAACAAGUUAUAUACUGCUUGGAGAAGAGAUGCUUACCAGCUGGGCCUUGGUACUCACAACUUCUGCCGGAAUCCUGACAAUGACAGCGAGCCCUGGUGCCACGUUCUGAAAGGAAAUCAGCUCACAUGGGAGUACUGCAGUGUGCCUACUUGCUCCACCUGCGGCUUGCGGCAGCGCCGGGGACGCCAGUACAGGAUUAAGGGUGGCUCCUAUGCAGACAUCGCAGCUCACCCGUGGCAAGCUGCCAUCUUCGUGAAGUACCGCCGGGCGCCCGGGGAGCACUUCCUCUGCGGAGGAAUCCUGAUCAGCUCCUGCUGGGUUCUCUCAGCUGCUCACUGCUUUGAGGAAGGCUUUAGUGCAAAUCAGCUGAAGAUUGUGCUGGGGAGAACAUCCCGAGCAAUCCCUGAGGAGAAUGAACAGAAGUUUCAAGUGAAGAGCUACACUGUGCACCAGAGGUUUGACUCCGAAAACUUCAACAACGACAUUGCUCUGUUGCAGUUGAACUCGGAGGCAGAGGACUGUGCUAUUGAAACAGACACUGUCCGUGCUGCCUGCCUCCCAACACCAGCACUCCACUUGCCUGCCUGGACUGAAUGUGAGAUCUCUGGUUAUGGCAGAAAUGAAGAAUUUUCUCCAUUCUAUUCAGAGCACCUGAAGGAAGGCCAUGUGAGACUGUUUCCAGCCAGUCGGUGCACAACACAGCAUCUAGACAACCGGACAGUUACAGACAACAUGUUAUGUGCAGGAGACACAAGGAACCUUGAUGAUGCCUGCAAGGGUGACUCUGGAGGGCCUCUGGUGUGUAUGAAGGAUGAUCGGAUGUAUCUCAUUGGAAUCAUCAGCUGGGGAAUAGGCUGUGGCCGCAAAGACAUACCUGGUGUUUAUACCAAUGUGAAUCGUUACCUUGACUGGAUUCAGGACAACAUGAAACCCUGAGAAAGAAAAAUGAACUAUCCACAACCUCGUGGCCGUGCCCUCGCAGCUUCUCUUUUGGUGCUUUAAGGAUACUGACAGUGCUUCCCUUUGUGCUACGGCUUUUCAUACCACAGGAAUGUGUGGGAAGGGCACAUUCGCAAAGUUCCUCUCCUUUCCUUGUUACAGGUUAUUGGAAGCUAACACUCCUUUCCUCCCACAUCCCCAGGCUUUCUCCUUGCAUCAAAUCACAUGAGUACUAUUAAAUUUAAUUUAUAAAGAGAGUAAACCAAGAGACAACAUCAUGCAACCCACAAGCAGCUAUGUUGGUUUGGGAAGGGGUGUGAAAUGAACGCAAAGGGGACAUUAAAUUUCCUGAAAACUUAAUCUUUCUUCUUCCUUGGCUGUAAAUUUGGAAUGCAUUCCAGUCAGGCUAAAGCUCUAUCCUUAUACCACUUUACUUUGGUUAUUUAAGUUGGUUUCAGCUUGAUUCUCUGUCCUCAGAGAAAUGGUGGUUAAGUGCAGUUAAUCUUCAUAACUGAAGCACAGUCCUUGGCCUGCUCUCAAAACCCUACUAGUAAACAGAAAUGGUUGAGCUGUCCUAAAGGCAGUUUCAGUGAGGUUCCACGAAGAGCUCAGUGCUCCUUGCAGGAAACACCAAGAAAAAAUACCAAGAGAGAAAUUCCUUUUAGCUUUUCAGACAGUGGCUUAGUCCCAAGCUCACAAUCCCAACUGCGUAAAGACAUUUAUCCCCCUAAGGCACCCACUAUCCACAAUCCAACUGGCAUAAUUCACCUUCCUCCUCAAAUACCAACUGUAUUUUUCGUACAGCCCACAAAAGCCCCUCUGAAAUGACACAUUAUGACAUGUAAAACUGAACUUUAUUGAUGCCCUUGCUGAAGGUUAUAUUUGCACUGAACAUGCUAGGCAGUAUGGCAUCCAUUAGUUGCACUGAAACUUGCAAUUCCACAUGCAGGAUGCCACUCAUCCACUGCAAGUAUCCAUCACAGGCAAACCAGAAUGUGUGUUACCCUUUGCUUAGAGUCACCUUGUUCUGUUCACAAGCAUCACUGUACAUGCUGCACUCCACAGCCAGGGCCAAGUUCUGCUACCACAGAGAAAACACAUUGGCAUCUAGUGGCCAAAGAGCACAUUACAGACAAUAUGGAACACUGCAGAUGCCUCUCAGCUCGUAUUUAUGCUGUAGAGAGAUGCAGCGUGGACUGAAUAGGCAAAUCCAGCAAACAGCUCCUACAGAAGAGAUGGUCCCAGUGAAAAAUCCAGUGUAGGCUUGAAUCCACCUGCAGAGCAGCUGGUUGGUACAGGAACUGGAAUGAGGUAGGACAGCAAGAAAUACUACAAAGGUACCAAGACACAAUUACCUCAAAGACAGACAUCAGUGAGCAGAAGAACAGCAGUAUCACCUUCAUUUGUACUAGGCAGGCAGAGACAAGAAGAGUUGCCAACAAGUUACUAGGAUAGUGAUUGUCUUCAUUUAACCACGGCUUCAAUUUCCAUCAGUGUGCUGUGCCUCCACAAAAAUUCUCAUGCCUUUCUGCCUCUUCCCUGACCCCCCAGAGAAGCCAGGAGAAUCCCUACCUUCAAAUACUGAUGAAAUAAGAGAAGUAGAAUUACAUUCAGAUGUCACCACCCAUCAAUUACAAGACCAUAUGUGCUGCAGUCAGCCCUUCACAGGAUACCAUCCUAAGAUCUGGAUGGGUUUCCAGUCCAUCUCCAGAGGUUCAAGAGACUUGAUGAACCAAAAGAGCUUAUGAAAUAUGUAGAAAAAGCAUUCACUUCUUCCCUUCCUCCCUCUAUGACGCCAUCCCCAACCUCAUGCUUCUUAACUUCUCAUGCUGGGUGGGACAAUCUACCUUUCCACUUCUCUCAGUCCCUUCCAGGCAGAAUGGCUGGAUGAUCUCUCUGCUGCCAAGAACUAUAGAGCUCUCCACCCUAAUGCCCAGUGAUGGAGAAGGGCAGAUGCUGGACCAUCACACUGGAGCUGAAGUUCGGGGAAACUCAACUUUGUAUCAUCUACAAGGGCUAAAAGCCAACCAAAAUAGAAGGAAGAGGAAUUAAAAAAGGCAAUAAAACCCUAGAAUUUCCUUUAAGACAGCAAAAUGAAGGUGAUACAAGCAUACAAAGCUGACUCACUAAUCCCAAGAGACCUGAACACCUCUCGCAUCUGCCAUUGUUCCAAAUGCUUCAGACUCAGCUAGGGAUGAGAUGGUUUCAGGUCAACCUUACCUUUCCCUGCUCCCCAGCACCCUAAGCACUGACUCUCCUGCUCAUGCUACUACAGGCAAGGGAGCAACCCUGAACAGAUGGAUGGGGUAAGAGGCUGCAUCCAACAGCCGGGGACAGAAGAAACAGGAAAGUGCUCUUCCUUGCUAUCAGGAUCCUCUAGGUUCGGACUUGGAACUUGCCAGCCUUAGUCAUGUAUUUUAUCCCCUUGAAGGGCUUGUACUUCUCCCCAUACAUGUCCAAGCGAUUCACCUUCAGUCCUAAAGGCAAACAAACACAGCAUAAGACUGACUGCUGCCACAAGCAAAGCACACAGGCCUUUAAGAUAAAGGAACAGCAGAUCAUACCAGCAGUGCAAGAAAGCACAGGGAAAGUUUUAGGAAGCAGUAAAAAGGAUGGAGAAAAGCCAACAACUGCUUAUUGUCAGAAUCACUUUUUACCAACACAUCCAUACCCUAGACUUGUUUAUAGGUCUGUAAGCACGACAUGCAAGGAAAUGUAGAUAGGCUGUUUCAGAGCAUUAGAGAGAACAAAUCCAUGUAGCUGUAGUCAAAGCACACUAUUUUUUAAUACUUGAAGACCAUGUUUCAGGUAGAAUGUACUUCAGAAGGCCUGCAGAGCUACUUCAGCUAUGUGCAGAGUGAGCAAGACACGGCAGAGAAUAUUCAGCUUCUUCACCUGACAGUCACUUACCAGAUAUAGCCAGCUGCUGAAUUUUAAACUGCAGGUUAAUGGUGGGGUUUUCAUCUGGUUUCGAUGACCCAGCUUGCAGGCUCAUGCUCCCCUUCAGGCUUGGCAGCUUCUGGGGGUUUAUUUUCCCCACAUCCCAUGACAGCAACUUCAAGGAAAAAAAAACUGCAGCAGUGAAACAGAAAUGCUGGAACAGCCCCUGAAGAACAGUCCCCCUCCUAUGACAGCUUUAAAUGUUUCCUUAUGGAAAAAGUCUCUGUCUUAGUAUCUUGCCCUUCAUAUUGGACAGGCACAGUACAGGCUUGUUAUCCCUCUCUCUUUCUAUGAAGUUCCUCAAAAGCCUACCAGGAAUGGUAUUUCCACUACUUGUGCUACAGGCUCCAACCCAAAUCCACAGUAUUUGCAAAGGAUCACAUCUAUUGUGCAGUAUUAGACAGGACAACUAGAUAUCCAGAGGUUUGCAAAGCAUCCACCAGACCAAUGCCUCAUCAUACAAUACCACUUCUUGGGUUUUCUGCACACACCCAGCAACCAGAACCACAAUCCACUUGGACACUGAGCUAUUUGUUGCGGGGAUUAAGACAAUUUAUAGCAUGCAAUUGUGCAGAGAAAGUUCUCACCCCAAAAAAGGAGACAACCUUCAGAAAAGCAAUGUUCCAGGAAAUGUGCACAUAAUCAUGAACAGCUCAACUUCAUUUGCUGAAAGGUAAUAAUAAAUAACAAUAAUAA
Molecule: messenger RNA, 6626 nt
Organism: Strigops habroptila (Kakapo)
Lineage: Eukaryota; Metazoa; Chordata; Aves; Psittaciformes; Psittacidae
Gene: PLAT
Product: plasminogen activator, tissue type
Exons: 15
Coding region: 1311-2987 (558 amino acids)
Biological process (GO): smooth muscle cell migration; plasminogen activation
Cellular component (GO): extracellular region
Molecular function (GO): serine-type endopeptidase activity
Source: RefSeq, a predicted model, not a curated record